Messenger RNA from Dermatophagoides pteronyssinus (European house dust mite), 10650 nucleotides. RefSeq lists its product as uncharacterized. Lineage: Eukaryota; Metazoa; Arthropoda; Arachnida; Sarcoptiformes; Pyroglyphidae. The record is from RefSeq and is a predicted model, not a curated record. Gene Ontology annotation, biological process: lipid transport. Gene Ontology annotation, molecular function: lipid carrier activity.
GUUACGAUUCCUUCAUUUGAAUUCAUCAUCGAAGAGUUGCUCGACAUUUUUGUCAUCAUCUUUUCGAAUUAAAAAAUUUCUUCAAACUUUGCCAUCCUCGUUUUUUUCUUAUAUUCAUCACAGAUUUUCGUGAAUCUUUUAACAGUUUUUGUAGGAAUUGUUUGAAACCGACAAACCAAUCAUUCGAUACUUUUUUGGCCAAAAUGGCUAGAACUUUUGCUUGGGGCACGAUCCUUCUUGCCUCAUUGCUUCUCAUCAAUCUGCCUCAUUGGGCUCAAUCAUUUCGACUUGACUCAUCAUUUUCUGACAAAUUGAUCGAAGAUGGAGAUCAAUUCACCUGUGCCCAAAGUUGUUCAUCCUCGGAAUCUUCCAAACAAAUAAUCGAAUAUCAAACCGGAACAACAUAUAGCUAUCAAGUAGAAUUAUCAACCAAAUUGAAUGGAAAACAUGACUCUGCCGAUUCAAACAAUCAAGUUCGAAUUGAAGCCAUUGCUGACUUGUCCGUAUAUAAACCAUGUGAAAUGGUUUUGCGCUUACGACAAGUGAAAGUUGAUGGUAUCGAAGAUGAACGACAAGCAACUGAAAUGAAGACACAGUUGGAAAGCUACUCCACUCAUUUUGCUGUCCAAAAUGGCAAAAUCGAACAUGUCUGUGUUGAACAAGUCGAACCCGAAUGGACUGUUAACAUCAAAAAAUCGAUAGUUUCAUCGAUCCAAGUAUCAGCCAAAAGCUUAACGGAAAACACAUCUGUUCUUGAAACCGACAUCAAUGGCCAAUGUGUGACAGAAUACCAUCCAGAAAAUGAAUGGCGAUACGGCCAAGACAAAACGGCUAUUGUCCAAAUUGUAAAAAGCAAACAAUUAUCCAAAUGCAACAAACGACACCAAAUCAACUUAGGUCUUUUCCCUCGAUCUUACGGUCUCGAUCAAUUGAUUAGAUCGUCGAUGCCAAUUGUGAAUGGUACCUAUGAAUGCCGACAAAAAAUACAGGACGGUAUCGUUAUUGAUUCAGAUUGCUGCGACAAACAGACCAUUUGGCCUUUGAAAGUAACAGUCGAUUCUGAUAUUCGUUGUCGAUUGAUUGGUGAACAGUCAGCUUUAACAGUACCAAAAUCAACAAGCCGUUCAAUGAAACGUCAAAACUUGAUCUGGAAUACAGCUUUUUCUCGACAAAAUCUUGUCAAAGGAUCAUUGCAAUCACCGGACAAUGAUUAUACUGUUGAGCAAGUAGAACAAUUAUUGCAGCAGAUUUGCAUGCAAAUCAAAGAUUCGAUUAAAAUUCAAGUUCCAGAAAUGUUCGCUGAAUUGAUUCAUGCAAAACAAUCAUUGAACGUUGAUGAUGAACAAAGAAUCUACGAACAAAUACAAAGUGGUCAAAUCUGUCCUUCAUUCAAAUUAAUGGACUUAUAUUUAGAUGCUUCAGCUUUGUCUGGAACAGCUGGAUCGGUUCAAGUUUUGAUUCAAGCUUAUGAAAAAUAUCAACAACAACAACAAGAUCAAAGAGAUAUUCUGCCAAGAUUCUCUUAUCUCUUUUCAUUGUUGGCUUUCACUAAAACACCAAACGUCGAAGCAGCUCAACGUUUAGUGCAAUUUGUACAACAAGAACAACAGCGAACUCCAGUUUCACAAGAUUUUGAACAAAUUAUUUAUGGUGUAACCGGAUACAUACAUAAUCUCCGACAAUACACCCAAGAUCAAGAACAACAACAACAACAACAGGAACAAUCAAUCAGUUGGACCGAUGUUGAACCAGUUAUUGGUCAAUUGCAACAACAAUUGAUCAAUCAUGUAGAACAAUUGAUGCCACAAGUUGAUCAACAAUCACAACAAGUUGACUAUUCCACUGUUCUUUCGUUGAUUCAUGGUUUAGAAAACAUUGGAUACGAAUUGCCAUCCAACUAUCGUCAACAACAACAAUUAGUUCGACGCAUGAUUCAAUUGUGUCAGAAAUAUAAUGCAAGAUCUCAAGGCGAAUAUUAUUCUCCAAUCCGUGCAGCUAUUAUUCGAUCAAUUGUGAAUGUGGCUGAUGAUGAACAAAUUCGAAACUAUUUGUUAGAAAUCUUCUUCGACCAACAACAACAAGAACCGAAUGUCGUCCGAAUUGAAGCUUACAAAACAUUAGUCAUGUCUGGCGUAAAAAUCUCUGAAUUGCAAAAAAUUCAAGAAUAUGUCGAUUCUGACUCUGAAAACCGUUCUGUAGAUUUGAUUAAUUAUGUUCGUUCACAUCAAGCAAACCUUCGAACCACCUCGGACAUUUAUCGUCGUUCGAUUUUGCCUUUGGGAGCUCCAAAAUUUGCAAAACCAAGCAGCAUGUUUGGUGUGUCUCGAAAUUAUGAAUUCUCAUAUUUGAAUGAUGUCUACCAAAUGGGUGUAACAGCCGAAACCGAUGUCAUAUACGAUAGCCAAAGACAAUCAAAUUCCAUUCCAAAGAUGAUCUCUUUUAAUCUCACUUUACCUAUCAUGGGCCGUGAAUUUCAAGCUGUUCAACUUCGUGUCCAUCAAAACGGUCUUGAACAAGUUUUGGGCGACAAAUACCAACAAUUAAUGGCUGGACAAUCGAGCAAACAGCUUGAUCCCAUCAAAUUGUUUGGUAAAUUGAUCGAUUUGGUUUCGCAGGAUGGCGAACAAUUGUUGCAACAGAAUCCUGAAUUCAGUUUAUUGGUUCAAGUACAAGUUGACGGCAAAACGGUUGUUUUAUGUGAUCAAAAUGAACUGAUGUCAUUGGUUAAAAGCAGUGGAAAGAUUGGAGAAUUAUUCCGCAAUGUGUUCAAUCGUGAACAAUCUAAUCUAUCGAUCGAUCGAGCUUACUCGAUUGUCCCGAUUGAUUUUGUAACAUCGAUGACCACUUCGAGCGGCAUGCCAGUUCAAGUGCAAGUGAACAGUACUGUCGUCGUCGGUUUGAAAACUGAUAUUAACUUCAAUGUUGAUCGUCAAGGUUCGUCGGAUGUCAAAGUGGCAAUCUGGCCAUCAUUCGCUGGUCAAGUUGAAGCCCGUGUUCAAUACUAUGCCGGUCAGCAGGCCAAAUCAAUUCAGCAUGUGGCACGUGUUUAUUCGGCUCCACAUGUCAAUUUAAUUGUCAAGGUUGAUGACCAGCAAGGUGUUAGCAUCAAAUCAACAAUGCCUGAACAGAAAUAUACUGUGAUUCGAUAUGAAACAGGUUUCUAUGUCGAUCAACAAGUUAGCCGCUCUUCAUUUGAAACGGAAAAACGAAGUUUCGGAUCGUCAUCGGAUCGAGAAAGCGAACAACAUCGAUGCACUGAAUUCACCAAAAGAUCACUUGGUGUGGCUCUUUGUUACGAUGUUGCUUACGAAAAUGAUGACCGACAAAAUCGAUUUGUUGCCGAAGUUAGUGUUCAAAAAUUCGACCAUCAAUUGAACAGCUUCGAGCUUCAUUUGGAUAAUCCGGUCUCAUUCUGGAAAUCAAUUUCCGGCUCGUCAUCGCGAUUAAAUGGGGAAAAACGAUCACUUAAAUUCAUCUUUAACACUCCUGGCUCGCGAAUCGAUCGUGAAACUUCAUUCGAAUUGCAGUUACCUACUUUUGAUCGUGAAGCUGGUUUACUGUCGACUGGAGCCCGUCUUAAGAUCAAAAGCCCUUGGAAACAAAUGCUUGCCGAAGCAGUGAUUCGCAAUCAUCAAAGUGAACGUUCAGUUAGUGUCCAAUUAAGUUUGGAUAAACAUCGUUACGUGCAAAUGCAAAUGAAUUUCGAAAUGAUAAAACGAGGCCAAAAAACCGAAUAUCAAACCAAAAUGAUUUUGGAUACACCAAUCACCGGACAACCAAUCAAUUUGGUGGGCGUCUUGUCAUACCAACAAGGUCGCAAAUCGGUUUUUUACAUUUCUCUUCAAGAUGUAGAACAACAACGACAUUUUAUCAAAAGUACCAUAGUCAAGACAGGCCGAUUCGAUCAAGGUGAUUUGAAAUGCUCAGCUCAUUUAAUGCUUGAUUUGGCAGGUGUUGCCUGUAAAGCCAUCGGUACAAUAGAACGUGGUGUUCGCGAUCUUAAAUUGGAUUUUUCUACUGAUUACGAAACGGAAUCCAGUGGACGUCAAUCCGCUCGAUUGUUGGUCAAACAUCAAGAUUUAUCUUGGGGUAAAAUGAUCAAGUUGAUUAAUCAAGCUCAAUUUUCAUCUAGUCAGGCACCUAAAUACAAUGCUCAAUACGAUCAUCAAUUAACUUAUGGAUCGAAUGAAUAUUUGGAACACGAUUUGCAAUUGAAAUGGAAUCGCAAUGAAGAACAAAUUCGAUGUUAUCAAUCUGUCAAAAUGACUGAACAGCGUGGUCAAUACGAUGGUGAAGCAGAAACCAUUUUUAUGGUAAAACCAAUGAAAAUCGACUACCAAUUGAAAGCUCAAGCAAGCUUGAUUGGACUUGGAAUGGAAAACGGAGAAACUAAACGAUAUGAAAUAAUUGCCACUGGUCAUAAACGCGACCAUCCCGAGCAAGACAAAAUUCGUGCCGAAUUGUCUUAUCAACAGCAAUCAUUGAAACCAUUGAAGAUGAAUGUUCGUGCUGCUGUAAAAUCCGAUAAUAUAGAUUUUGUUUAUAGCGACAACGUUGAAGAACAACAACCAAAUCAAUAUCAAGGACAUAUGAUGGUCCAAUUGUCUCCUGAACAAAAAUAUAGCUCCCGUUAUAUUUACGCAAUCAAUAAGAAAGAUUCUCAAUUGAUUGAACAUCAAUUAGAUGCUACUUUCGAUGAUGAAAUUUCUAAAAAAUUGACUGCAAAACAUCAUGGAAAAUUACGUUUGAUUCCAAAUCAAUUGUUUGAUAUGGAAACAAAAUGGACUAAUGAACAAAACGAAGACUUAUUCGAUGGUCGAUUAAAAUGGGAAAAUGAAGGCAAAACCGAAUGUCAAUUUGAACAUCAUCCCAGUGAAACUCGGGGCGAAUUCGAUUUAGACUUGUAUUCGAGUCCAUCGAAAGCAAAUGUUGAAUUCGAAAACAAGCAAUAUAAACAUUCCACCAAAGUAGACUACGACAAUAUAGACAGUUUGUUCACUUUGAGAUCAAAAACAAAAAGUAACAACGACGAUAUUUUCUCUAUUGAUUCACAAAUCUCACCCAAACGUCGAUCCCACUUGGCUAUCGAUUCGGAAGCUUUCACAAGUGAUUGUCACUAUGAACCAGAAUCAGAAUCUGGAUCCCGAAGCGAAAAAUCUGCUAAAAUUCAAUUCCAUUUGCCUGGAUCAUGGCAGCAUGAAUCUCGUGCAAAAAUAAACUGUGAUGAUGGCCGAUAUCAAUUACAAUCAAAAACUGAUUAUAACGAUAAAAACGUAUUCGAUUUGAAUGGUGAAUAUCAUCGAAAUCAAGCAGUAGCCUUAAAAAUGAAAACCCGAUCAACUUUUGGAGGCUUAUCUGCUGAAAAAGACAAACAAUAUAGAGUACAAUUUAAAAACGACCGAUUCAAACAUGAUACUCGAUUUGACUGUGAACGUCCAGAUUCGAUUGAAUUUGAAUCUAAAACAACCGAUAAUGGCGAAAAUGUUGCAGCCAUUCAAUAUGGUUGCAACCAAGAUAAAGUACAUGAAUUGAAAGUCGAUUGUGAUCGAGUGGUUCGAGCCAAAGGCCAAUGUCAAUGGCACUCCAACGAACCAUUUGCCAAUUUCAAUGUCGAUUGGUUGGCUGGUGAAUCACCCAUUCAUCAUGAGACUCAGAUUAAAGCUAAUCGUCGAGAUCAAUCUGCUCGAUUGGACAGCAAAACCAAAUUGUCGGAUCAGAAAGUAGCUCAAAUCAAAGCAGCCAUUGCCAAAAAUCCAGCCGAUCAGCAACCUUUUGCUUCAGCUUCGAUAGAAUUGCCUCAAUUCGACGCUCAAAUUGGUUAUGAACAACAGACAAAUCGCCUCGAUGACCAAGAUAAACAACAUAAAAUUUCGUGUUCUUUCGAUGGAAAGCAAUGGAAACCGGAAUGGAAACAUCAAAGUCAAAUUAAAAUCCUGAAGAAACGAUCGAUCAUAGAGUUUGAAAGCAAAACUGAAUCUAAACACGACAAAAACAAUCAUUUGCAAUUGAAAGGACAAUACCGUCAUUUAGAUGAACAACAGCCAUCUCAUCUUGAUGUAAAAUUGGGAAACAUUUUAUCGGCUGUAGGACAGAUCAACCUGUUCAACCAAAAGGAAAAAUCAUUAGAUAUUCAAAGCAAAUAUGAUAAUGGCCGUCGAUACGAGCAUGAAUCACAAGUUAAAUACUGGCCCGAAAAAAGUUCCAUGAAAUGGGAUGGGAAAAUUAGCAAUGAAAUUGGUAGAAAAAUUGCUUCGAUCGAAUCCUUUAUAAGCACAGAUGCCGACAAAACAUCUUAUUUAAAAGUAGAUUCUGAAGAUAAGAAACAAGUGCCUCGAAUCAAAAUCGAAUUGAACCGACGAAUGAAACGUGCCGCAAUCGAUUUCGAUAUGGAUCAAUUUCAACAUCAAACAUUAAUUCAUGAUGAUCAAUCUGCUGUAAAAGUGAAUACUAUCACUACUAAAGAUCAACAGAAUAUUUUCAAUUUCAAUACCGAAAUCAACCGACAACCAUCGACCAAAUCACAUUUCCACGUCAAAGUGGGUCCAAAAUACGAAACGGCUUUUCACGUAUAUCCAGCCAAACGAUCAGGUGGUUUGUCAAUGAAGACACCGGCUUUACGACACCAAACCGAAUUUGAUUUGAACAACCAAAUUGAUGGCCCAGCAAACAUGCUCCAAUCAGCAACUUAUUAUCACGAUAAUUUGCUUGCCAAUUUAGAUGCUCGAAUGGAGGGUCUUCGCGGUGAAAACAUCAUCAAAGCCGAUGUUCCUGGCAUUAUGCGCUUAGAUACGACCAUGGAUGCACCUGGAAAACGAUUCUCAUUCGACGCUCAAGCUGACUCACGUUACGGUGGUCGCCAUGCUAUGGGCUCAAUCUAUGCAAACCAUGUUCGACGAAACGUUGCCGGUUUGGAAGAUCGUCAAUUCCAUUUUGACCUUGCCUGGGAUGUUGAUCGUGAUCCCCGAUCUCGUGUUCUCGUCGAUGUCUCUGCUCAACGUCAACCCGAUCAGUCAGUGCAAGUCGUAGUUCGUGCUGAUUAUGCUCACAACAAGCUCAUCUUCGAAACGGAAAUGAUGCCACGAUCUGUUUUUGCUCACUCAGCUCGUAUGUCGUUGUCAUACGUUCCGUAUGGUGAUAUCGACUCAUUUCAAGUGAUCUAUACUCACAUAAACCGCUUGCCACAAGUCGAAUGCAAAUUCGAUUUCAUGUUCCGUGGACAAUUGAAAUAUUCGGCUAGAAUGACAUCUCAACUAACCGACGAACGAUUUGUAAUUGGAUUUCAAACUACUUCACCUCAAAAUCUUGAAGCUCAAGUGAACAUGAACGUAAUGGGUGUCGCUAAGGGACCCGGUCAAUACUAUUUUAAAGGCAGUGUUCAACGAGCUGUAGAAGAUCAGUAUGAAGUGGAAGCCACCCUCGAGCAAGAUGCCGAUAAUCGAGUCUAUUAUGGCAAAGUAGAAGUACGAGUGCCAAAAAUGGAAUCACAAUCUUUUGAAUAUCGAAUCGAUUACCCAGGACGUUACAUCGCAAUUCAUACGGUCAAUCCACAAUCUGGAGGUCGAUUUGAAUUGGAAGCUCAAGCACCUCUUAACCAAGAUCUCAAAUUGUCAUUGAAAUCGGAUGUUGCCUAUUUGCCUGUGAUUGACGGUAAGAUUAGCUACUCUGUAAGCGAACCCGAAUUCCAUGCCAAAUUAGAUUUCAACCAAGAACGGUUGAUCGAAGCCCAAUAUAAAUUGACCGGUAUCGAAUCGAUCGGUAGUGGAAGAUUCCAUUUGUUGGCCAAAUGGCAAUCUGUCUUCACACCAUCGUUCGAAGUGAGCGGUUCAAGUGGUAUUGAGCAACAAACCAAUGGACAAGAAAACUUGGUUUUCACGAUUGAAGGAAAAUACAAUGCCGAAAAGAUCUUCUAUGGUCAGUUGAAACGGGUUUCAUCACAAUCAGAUGCCUAUGGAAAACAGUCUAUUGUUUUCGAUAUGCAAGGCUGGAUUUCGCGACCGAACGGAGUCAAACUUAUUCGAACAGCAUCGAAAUUCGCUCUUGGCCAGAACAGAGACUCUUUCAUCGAAUACGUAUUGGAUGUUGAACCAAACCGUGAUGAAUUGGAAACCAUCGAACCUGUUUACGUUAUUAUCAACGGUGCCCGAAAACCUGGUGAAUCAGAUAAAUUGAUCGGAUCUAUCAAGAUUAGCAAAGGACAAGAACGUCGUGAUUGGCUCGAUUGCGAUGUGGUUAUCGAACAAGGCAAUCGCUAUUACCAAAAUGAACAAGUAGUCGUUAAUUGGUAUGGUAUGGCCAUCGUCAUGCCAGAACGUAUCAUGACAACUGUGCGAUAUGUACCCACCUCGACACAAGCUACAUUCCAAGUUUCAUUCAUGGAACAAUUGGACGUCGCCGAACAAGGAAAGACUUUGUUUGAUGAACAAUCUGUUCAACCACAAUUGCGUAAUUUACGCGCAAUGCGAAAAUAUCGAAACCAAAUGGUCGCUACAUUAGAUGAUCAAAAAAUUGGUUACGAAGUCAUCUCAACCAAAUUAGCAUAUCGAAACACUUGGGAACAUUCUGUUCGUCUUUAUUCUCCACAAUCAAAUGGUCGCUCAGUCCAAUAUCGAACUGGUUAUCAUUAUUCACCGGAAACAUUCACUUACGUCUACCGAAGCGAAUUGAAAUAUGGAUACCAAAGUGAACAACCAAUCUAUACUUCAACACAGGUAAUUGCUCCAAUUCCGAACAAACCGACCUCUUACAUGGUUUAUUACGAUCUUCAUUCGUCUGUAUUGAGUGGUGAUGGACAUGUCUGGGCUCGAGCUUUCUUGUUUGGACCCGAAAAUAAAUAUCAAGGCGUAAUCGCUACAGCAAAAACUACCCAAAAUGAUCAAAUUACCUUUGAAGCAACAGCACGAACAGAAGAAGAACAAGCCAACCAAUUGGUCUACUAUGGACAAACAAAUAAAGUGACCUACUAUAAUGUCAGCCUAUACACUCAAGAUCAACAAAUCGAUUCUGGUGUUGAUGGUUACGUUUCUGGUAAUGGUUUAGAAUUAAACUGGCACAAUCAAAACAGAUAUGGUCACCGACAAACAGGACAAUAUCGAUUCCGAUUUCUCGACAAUAAACAAUUCGAAGCAGUAAUGGAACAUAACAACAAUGGUUAUUAUUGCAAAGGUCAAUUGAGACCUAAGCAAGAUGUCUACGUUGUUGAUACUGUCGUUGAACAAUAUGAGAAAGUGGUCAGCAGUGGUAAAUACUACUAUAAUCAACAUGCACCACAACAAAUGGAAAAACGAGUCAAAGGUCAAUACAAGAUCCACGUUGAAGCCAAAGAUCAGUGCAUUCGUGCCGAAAUUGUCCGCGAUUCAGCAUCUGUUGAUUCCAAAUACGAACAACGAUCACCACUUGAAGGAAGCUACACACAACAGUUAAGCUUCUGCAUGGAGGAUGAUAAAUCAAACAUCUUAAACGUUGCCAUCGAUUCAAUCGAGAACGGUCAAAAAACAACUGAUUUGAAUGUUCGUCUUGACACCCGUGAAGUUGUCAAUUCAAUUAUUCUUUCGUUGAAAUGGAACCCUCGAUAUGAACAAACUUAUUAUGGACAAAUUUAUGAACAAUUGCGACAUGGUCUUAAAUCCGAAGUUUCCGAAGAAAUCCGACAUGUUGUACGAACAUUGCGACGAAUUCUCUACGAACAACAAGAUGGAAUCAAUCGAUACCAAGUUUUGGCUGAACGACUUGUCCAAUCAGUAGAAGACUUUUUCGGUCUUGAUGCUGGUGAAGUGCAACAAUUGAUAAACGAAUUGGUUACCGAACCAAUAAUUUCAACAUUGGAAUCGCUUUACCGUUAUGGUUACGAAUACGGCUAUAUUGUUGAACAAUAUCAACAGAAAAUGAAACAAUUGGUUCGAAAAGUUGAAUACGAAUGCUACCAGAGUGAUGUUUGCCGUCAAUCAGUGGAAGCUGUGGUCGAAGCCUGCAAGACUCCCGAACGAUUUGUUUCGAUGGUCAGCGAUUAUUUGGUACAAGCUUUGCAACAUACCCACCGUGUCGUUUCAACCAGCUAUUCUGGCCGAUUGAUUCGUUCAUUCAUUCCUGCUACUUUUUAUGAAUAUUUACCUGAACUGAUUCAUCAAAUCAACCAUUAUUUUAUUCAAUCAUACACAAAAUUGGUCCAUGGUAAUUAUCCAUUAGCUGAUUUCAUCAACAAUUUAGAACAUGUUUCACACGAAAUGAUGGUCGCCACCCAUUGGCGUCAAGUACAAUGGCAUCAGGUAAAAGAGGCAAUCGGUAAAAUGAUCGAAUUGACUGUAUCACCAUGGCGAUACAUAAGUACCACUCGUGUUCUUGUUUAUGAUCCUCAACAAGGACAACUUCAAAUCGAAUUGUAUGGUCCGGCCGUAAAGCAUCCCAGAUAUUAUUAUAAACAAAUUAUUCGACCAAUUUUGUCUCACCGAACAGAUGCUUUAAACAAAAGCCAAUCAUCGUAUGAAAAAAGCGGUUACUAUUAUCCAUCUUCUGGUGAGCAAUCAUCAUCCAUCCUCUCGCAAAUGUUCGGACGCGUUUAAAACCGAAUUCAUUUCAACAACAAAAAAAACAAACACACACAAAUAUUUUAUUUAAAUAAAUAAUUAUUCAAUUUAAUUGUUAUUUUAAUUGAAA